AUGAAUAAAGGGAAACAAAAGAACGAGCCCCCUCCUCCUUACUACUCUGUUGCUGUGCACACCCAGCCACCCCACAUUGCCUAUGAGGAGGUGGUGUGUGGCGUGGGUCCAGGCCUGACACCCCCCACCCAUCCACACUACAUCCCCCGGUAUCCAUCACCUGUGGUUGUUCCCCAAGUCACACAUUCAAGCAUUUGUGAGUGUUUUCCACAGCUCCCAUAUUCCCCCAGCAGACAGAGGAGGAGAUGCUUUGAGAGUAAGGCCCAGUGUUAUGGAGGGUCAGGGGGAGUGAUACUGGUGAUCACUCUGCUGGCACUGGCCAUCUGGCUUGGAGUUCGCUAUAGCACCCGGUUGGCAACAGUAACGGUCGAUGACGACGAUGAUGACGAUGAUCACAGAUAUGAAAUUCUGUCUUUGCCAAAGUUUGACACCUGCCCCAACAAUACUGUCCAAUGUGAUGGGAUAAGAGACUGCCAACUGGGCACUGACGAAACAAAUUGUGUGAGGUUUGGUGAGGAUGGCGGUCUGCAAGUUAAGUCAUCUCAAGAUGGUCACUUCCUACCAGUGUGCUACAAGGGCUGGGACGACAGCUACGCCAACCAAACCUGUGCUCAGCUAGGAUUCAGAAAGUCCUAUGUCACCAAACCCAUUAAAUCCCAAGAGUCCACUGGUUUAACAUUGACUAGAAGAUCGUCUUUGCCUAUCCAGGGUCUGGUAAAAGUCAAUUCUUCCUGUACAGGCCAGGAGACUGUCUUCCUGCAGUGUACAGACUGCGGUCGUCAGCAGUCUUUAGCCCGGAUUGUUGGGGGCAGCACAGCAAAGACAGGUCAGUGGCCAUGGCAGUUGUCGCUCCACUUCAGAGGAUACCACGUCUGUGGAGGAGUUCUGAUCUCUCCUGAUUUUGUGCUGACUGCUGCCCACUGCUUCCCAAGAAGCAACUCCUUAAUUCUCUUGGUGGACAACUGGAAAGUGUAUGGUGGAGUGGUGUCUCUGGACAGACUACCUCAGCCCUACCUGGUUAAGAAUAUCCUACUGAACGAGAACUAUGACAGCAAAACUAAUGACCAAGACAUAGCUCUGCUCCAACUUACGUCACCAGUUCUUUUCAAUGAUAAAGUUCAGCCAGCUUGUCUGCCAGCUUUUGACCAGCAAUUUUCCCAAGGAGCCAAAUGCUGCACCACAGGUUUUGGCACCACUGAGGCAGGAUCAGGCACUGUCUCCAGAGAUCUGAUGGAAGUGACUGUGGACAUCAUUAGUACACAAGCGUGUAACAACCCCAGUGUGUAUGGAGGCGCCGUGAACAAGAACAUGCUCUGUGCUGGGGACCUGAAAGGGGGAAAAGACUCCUGUCAGGGUGACAGUGGUGGACCUCUGGUGUGUCAGGGAGAGAACCGUUGGUACCUGGCGGGGCUCACCAGCUGGGGUGCUGGCUGUGGUGAAAGAAACAAGCCUGGCGUUUACACCAAAGUCACCAGUGUGCUGCCCUGGAUAUACAGCAAAAUGCAGCAAAUGAGGCUGUGAUGUCCCUUUGUCUCCUGCCAGCGACCUACUUUCCCUUUUACCCAAUGAACUAUGAAGUCGUCUCAGAGAGAUGGAUGGAUUUACACGUAGAAGAAUGAAUUGAUGAGGAGAUACUGAUGGAAAGACAGUAUGAUGAGGUUGCACACUGGUUUUGGGGAGUAGUAGCAUGAAGAACUCAGGACUUCUGUCUUGGUGUUGGUGUUGCUCCAUAGAAAUUCAUCAUCUGUCAUGUGACUGUUAGGUGUAUAACCUGAACCAGAUUAUGAAUAUACAGUGAUCAAUGCACUGACUUCAGUCUUGCAUUCUUGAUUUUAUUUCUCUGUCUUUUUGUGUCUCAGUCACAAGUUAAACAUAAGUAGCUAUAUCUUUAUCUACAUGUUAAAGUAGCUUCAAUGAUGGUUGGCCCCUCUCAUAUCACAUGUUCUGGGCCAGUGAAACACAGUCCACUCCACUGUGGUCUCCUUAAUUGGUUUGCGAAUUAUAGGCCUUCUUUUUGAAAAUAAUGUUUGAUUGUAGAGGUGUGUUUUUUCUCAGGGACACAUCUCAGGUGUUUAUUUUUAUUACCAUAGUAAAAUUAAAAGGACACUUUUUCUAUUCACUUACUUUGUGAAGAAAGAAAGCAUUUUGAACCAUGACUCCAUUACUGAGCUGGCACUUUGCAUAUCUGUUCACCUGAACCUCCCCUUAUACUCACACUGUGAAAUUUUCCAGAAACUGUACUUUGGAUGUCAAUGUGCGUGUUCUCUGUGUCAUGUUUAUGCACAUUGGGUAUUUUGUCUAACAUAAUUUUC
Messenger RNA from Micropterus salmoides (largemouth bass), 2312 nucleotides. RefSeq names its product transmembrane serine protease 13a (gene tmprss13a). NCBI's taxonomy places the organism in Eukaryota, Metazoa, Chordata, Actinopteri, Centrarchiformes, Centrarchidae. The record is from RefSeq and is a predicted model, not a curated record. The transcript has 13 exons. Gene Ontology annotation, molecular function: serine-type endopeptidase activity; protein binding. Gene Ontology annotation, biological process: proteolysis. The coding region runs from base 1 to 1521 and encodes 506 amino acids. Gene Ontology annotation, cellular component: membrane.